GGAGUUGAAUCAGUGUCGGCAUGCAUGCUGCUGACUACUCAAAUAUGUCCACGCUGCCGGUGCUGCUAGCGAAUGUCUGUGCUUUUAAUGCGCUUUAACUGCGGUUGUGAUGAUUUGACACGUUUCCAAACAGGUGGAAUAACUGGUAUUAGUAGGUAACGUUCCCAUUAGUGCAGAGGAGGUUUGCAGCAAUCAUGGCAGGUAAAGGACGUGGAGUGGCGGCCUUCACCUUUAACAUUGACGCCCUGGGCAUCGGCAGGGGCAGCAUGCCUGAAGCCAGGGUGGGGCCCAGUCCACUCUUUCCAGUGCUGGACUUCAAGCCUGUGCCACUGAAGGCGGGGGAGGUGGAGGACUACAUGCUGGCUCUCAAACAGGAGAUGAGAGCAGCCAUGCGGCGGAUGCCACACAACAUCAAGUUUCACGCCAAAAAGGCAGAUGUGCAGAAGUACACGGAGAGGUACUUGAAGGAGACGCAAGAGGACGAUGAGGACUGGACACCAGAUUGGAAUCUCCUCCCCAAAGAAUUGAUGCCACAAAAGAAAAAAGCCAAAGUGAAAACAGAGCAGAAAAAGAAGAAAGCAGUGAAGAUAUCCAGCAAAGAUGCAGAAGAAGUGUUGACUAAAUUAAAUGAGCUGGAGAAGAAAGACGACGGGGACAAGUCUGAUGAAGAGAAACCAAAGAAGACGGGAAACGAAGAGGAGGAGGAAGACAUUGAAGGCGAGGAAUAUGAGGAAGAGGACAUUGAAGAGGACAACGAUUACAUCGAAAACUACUUUGACAACGGAGAAGACUUUGCAGCGGCCAGUGACGACAACAUGGAUGGAGAGGCAACCUACUGACAAGUCAGUAGACAUUGUUAGACUGCUUUAAAAAGGACUUUUUAUACUUGAAAAGAGCUUGCUUUAAAGCAGUGGUUCUUAACCAUAGGGCAAGGGCCGCCACUAAAUGUUUCUCGCAGCUGUAAUACACUUUUCCACCACUUGUGGCAGUAAUGACAAACUAGCUGAAGUCAGAGGCACAAAAAUGAUGACUAAAGUGGUGAAGUUGUAUUUUCAAAAGUUUUUUCCAGAAAUGUACAUUAUUGUUAAAUUGGUUUACUUUAGCACUGCUAAUUGUACAUUUGUUUCAUCAGUUUUCAUUCUUUCGCAGUAUAUUUGACUAGUACUUAUUUUUGUAAUCAGUCUGACCUAAGCCUUGAUGAUAAUCUUUCUGAUCAACACAUGCUUUCAUAUCGUUGGACGAGGUUGGAUAAAGGUUAGAUACAAUUAGUGUGCCCCGAGGUCCAAAAAGGUUAAGAAGCCCUGCUUUAAAAAGAGUUGUGUAAAUAAGAAAUGCCAAACUGUAUGCACACGGGCAAUAUUUGAAAAUAGACUUAUUUAUUGUCCAGCCUGUAAGAAUAUUUCCACAGGUUGAAAGGCACAUAAUGUCAACAUUUGAAGUACAAGGGCUUACACACACACACACACACACACACACACACACACACACACACACACACACACACACACACACACACACACACACACACACACACACACACACACACACACACACACACACACACACACGUACGUCUGAGGAAUGCUGUGCAAUUCUUCACCGAGCUUUAUCGCUUUAUUUCAAAUGUCACUAAUGUCCAACUUCAAUACUAACAAGUGUACGAUGGCACAAUGGUCCUGAAAUAUAUUAUUUCUCAAUGAUGUCACCGUGUAAUAAGCUUAAAACCAGGGGUGUCCAAAGUGCGGCCUGGGGGCUAAUUUUGUCCCACAGCUGUUUUUUUUAUUGGCCCUUGACAGAUACAUGACUAUCUAUCUAUCUAUCUAUAUAUAUAUAUAUAUAUAUAUAUAUAUAUAUAUAUAUAUAUAUAUAUAUAUAUAUAUAUAUACCCCAAUAGUAAGUUGUAAUUGAGAUAGUAGAAAUUAUGAGUCAAAAAUAUGAAAUAAAAAGUUGUAAUUAUGUUAAAAAAUGAAAGUUGAAAAUAUAGGAUGGGCUAUAAUUUUGAGUGAAAAAGUCGAAAUUAUGAGUCAAAAGUUAAUUUUGAUUUUAAAAAGUUUAAAUAAUGAGAAUUCGAAGUAAUGAGUCGUUAUUUCAAACUUAUGACCUUUUUAUUUAUAUUAAAAUACAAAGUCUUUAUCUCAUAAAUUUUGAAUGUUAAUCUCGUAAUUGACUUUUCAUCUCAUAUUUGACUCAUUUUAACUUUUUAUCUCAUUCGGGUAUUUUUUGUGUGUGACGGGAAUGGGUAGUUGUAAGUAGUGCUGUCAAACAUUAAGGAUUAAUCCCAAGUAUUGCAAGUAGUAUUACUCACCUGCAUCAUUUAAGUUGACUGAAGUUUCAAAAAAAGACUACAGUAUUUGGACACAAAUGCAAUUAUAUUGUUAAAGUAGAUUAGAAGGUAAAGAAACAAAAAAAAGGUGAUUAAUCUGCAUAUAUCCAUGAUUAAUGCAAUGUUUGAAAUGAAUCACAUGAGUUUAUAUUCUUGACAGCUCUAGUUAUAUUACACUAGUGUUCUUUAUAACAAUGCUAAAUGUUUGUUUUCAGAUAGCUUAGCAUCUAUUGAUGUACACUAAUUUGCUUUUAAGGGGAACUGCACUUUUUUAAAUUUUUGCUUAUCAUUCACAAUCAUGAGAGACAAGAAGACAAAUGGUUGUGUUUUUUUUCGCUUUCUAACAUAUACAAAUCAGCUCGUUCCAGGUGGCUAGCAAUGCAGCUAAUUGGAGCAAUCAAUUCUACCUCUAAGUCACUUUAAAAAUGCGUUCAAAAACCGUCAAUACUUCAUUCACGUUCUGUAACCUGUAUAAUAACCAAACUGUAGCAACAUUGUUAUUGUAAGUUUUCUAGCGUAGUAACACAUCGGCGGGCUACGGUAUUAGCUGUAAAAGCUAGCUACGGCAAGAAAUAAGCUAGUUUCUACGUCAGCACGAAACUUGUUUGAGUUUGUAAUACAUAACACAAUGUCAUAGGACGCCAAUCUGUACUGAGUGAAAAACAUGAACAAUCAUAUCACAGUAUUAAGUAUUAUUUCAUGUUUUGUUUGUACACAGUACUAUAGUUGUAAUAAUACGCAUGACGUGCUGCAUGUAUCAUUAUCAAUAUAAAGUGUGGACAGUUGUUCGUCUGGACCAGCUGGCCCGGGAUGGGUUUUUUUUCCGAUUAAUUAUGGGUAAGCACUUCAUUUAUGUCGAAAUAGCUUGUCUUCAAGUUCCACAUUUUUCAGCUUUGAUUUACUUUCACCUAACUCUCUCGGCUUCCGUCUGCUCCAACAUCUCACUCUUCCUUCGUGCUCACUUCUAGAAGCAGUAGUUCCUCAGUAUAUUCAGGUUCAAAAAGAUAAGGUUCUGAAUCCUCAUUUGUCCAGAAAUAGUCGUCUUAGUUACCGUACCUGCCAUGAUUAGAAGACACAAGCGUUUUGUAUCCGUAAGUAGGAACACACUGGAAGUCAGAUGUGCGUUGCUAUGGAAACAGAAAUAAAUGCGCUGAAGAAUUAGUUCCGGCAGUGAUUAAAAUGACCAAAUACGGUAAAUAUUGUACAUAUUAUGAAGGUGUUUGGUACUACAUUAUAGAGAUAGACUUGCAGUGUUUAUACAAAACGUUGCUGGAGGGUUUUGAAGGCAACAACGGUGACUCCCAUUAACCGCAACUUCUGAAAGAUUUGUUUUUAAUCAUCUUUAAAAUCCCCCCCAAAAAGUGUGUUCCUGUCUCUCAUAAUGAUGGUGAACGAUAGGCAAAGUUCCAAAAAAAGUGCAGUUCCCCUUUAUUGUACAAUAUUCCACCGUGCAACUUAAAUUUUUUCUGAAUGUGGCCCUCAAUGGAGAAAGUUUGGACACCCCUGCUUCAAAUCCAAAAUGCACAAUAAACUUUUCAAUGAGUCCUGAAAAUGAUUUGUCUAUAUUUAUAUUUGGGAAAUUGCAUGUGGCUUCAAAAGGCAGCAGCAGCAUGGAUGACAAAGGUUAAAUUAAUAGAAAUAUAUA
Messenger RNA from Entelurus aequoreus (snake pipefish), 3968 nucleotides. RefSeq names its product polymerase (RNA) III (DNA directed) polypeptide G (gene polr3g). The coding region runs from base 195 to 839 and encodes 214 amino acids. The record is from RefSeq and is a predicted model, not a curated record. The transcript has 8 exons. NCBI's taxonomy places the organism in Eukaryota, Metazoa, Chordata, Actinopteri, Syngnathiformes, Syngnathidae. Gene Ontology annotation, cellular component: RNA polymerase III complex. Gene Ontology annotation, biological process: transcription by RNA polymerase III.